Molecule: messenger RNA, 1140 nt
Organism: Mycena citricolor
Lineage: Eukaryota; Fungi; Basidiomycota; Agaricomycetes; Agaricales; Mycenaceae
Source: the annotation of a GenBank genome assembly
AUGCCGACCGCGCGUCGCAAGUCCGCCAGUCCCACCAAGCACACAGCUUUUGCCCUGAGCACCGCCCAACCCUCACGACGCCACGGCGCUUGGCGUCCACUGCCCGUGUAUCUUGCCGAUGGAAAGACAGUCUAUCAAGACUAUGUGCGCCCUCCCCCUGGUCAGGCUGGGUUCGCCCUUAACACUCGAUGGGCAGAAGAGCUUGAUGAUCAGCCCCCGCCCCUAGACGCAGACGGAGAGGCACCUGAGGAUGCUCCCAAGAUGUACAUGGCGUAUAUUGGCAGCGAUGUUGCACCGUUAGGCCCGCAGACGACGCAUUCUCGUCUGCGAGGAAAGCAGACCAGGCAUUGGAUGGAGGAAGUCUUUCUGGUCAUAUUACCAGUGUAUGCAGACCUGGUGCGCCGCACCGAGCGGCUGCGACACUUGGAACGGGUCAUGCCAUACACAAGGGAAUGUAUCUGCGGGAGACAGCGAGAUGUGCAAGUGUACUUGCUCAGCUGGCAUGAUGUGCAACAAACGUUGUUGACCUACUGCGCGUGCUUUCCAGCAGCUCCUCAACUUGUCGCUUGUGGCCUAUUCCCCAGCUCACCAAUCGAACCCCAUCUGGCCGUCGACAUGAGAGUCUUGGACUUCGCGCAAGAUCUCUUCCUCAAUCAAGCACCCAAAAACUGUGCGCUGACGAAGACGAUCGAGCAGUGCCUCGAUCGUCUGGGGUACAAACUGCCUAACCAAGAAUCCCUGCGUUGUCAAUUUGGUAACACCCUCGAGUACUACACAAUCUUGCGUCACCGGACAGACCAGGCGAUGGACGACAUACUUCAAAGCGUGCAGGAGGAGAUGCGCGAAGAAGAGGAACAUUGCGAACAGCCAUCAACACCUACUCCCUCACCCCACCGCGGUGCUGAAGAAUCUCCGCGCAAAAGAAGGCGCAGAGAACUCGAGUCGUCCCCACCAUCCUCUCUGACUAAGCGCACCCGAGCACUGUCUUCCUCUCUGACCCGGGCGUUCAUGCCCCCGUCUUCAUCACCUGGCCCCAGCCCCGAGCAGUUGUCUUCUCCAGGUCCAUCCUCCCCCAUCGCUGAGUCAUCCGGCACCGCCGGGCCGAUCUACCCGUUCCCGACGCCUCAAGACCGUGUCUGA